AUGACUCUCAUUUUUCUAAUUCCAACGACUUCUGUACUUUUUUUCAUCCACUGUGCCUCCCUUGAUGCUAUUACUGUACCUGGAGAAAUAUCGAAUGAUGUUGCCAAUCAGUUCUUAACUAGAUAUAGGCGUAGUGACUCUAGAUGUAACAGAGAUGAGACUUACUGUGAAACUAACAAAAUUAGUUGUAUGCAACACAACGAGAACUCCAGGGAAUACUACUGUGGCUUGAAUAACCCAUGUACCUCAGGGCAGACUUGUUACCUAUCAACUCCUUGUCCAGCACAUUACCGGACUGGGUGCACAAAUAACGCUUGUUAUGGACAACCUUGCCAGCAUGCAGGUACAUGCACACUGGAAUCGUCUGUUAAAGGAUACAACUGUCGUUGUUUAAGUGGCUAUGACCCAGAUACAGAUUGUAGAUCAUAUAUAGACUACUGUAGGAGCAAUCCAUGUCAGAAUGGAGCGUCGUGUUCUCCGGGACUGAAUGGUUAUACCUGUACUUGUCUGCCUGGAUACAAUGGUGCCCAUUGUGAAAACAAAAUCAACGAAUGUAUAAGCUCCCCGUGCAUUUAUGGACAAUGUGUCGAUGAAGUCGCUAAAUACACAUGUACUUGUGACUUUUUAUACGUUGGAAAUCGUUGUGAAAAAGUGAAUGCAACAUACAUAAUAACCAUAGUGCUAGGACUUUUGGGAAUCAUAGCGACUUUACUUGGAUUAUAUAUUAUGUGGAGAAAAAAGAAAAAGCAGACAGAUUCUACGCCACCUUUCCCGUUUGAAAACAUGAAACUUGGACAGACGAAAUCCCAAUUUUCACGAAAUGCAACACAGAUUGUUAAGACUAUCCCGCAACCAGAUCCCGUCUUAUUUCCGGAUGGAAAUCUUGGACAGCCAAAAAUAAUUUUCAGCAGCAGAUAA
Saccostrea cuccullata (small rock oyster) is the source of this 918-nucleotide messenger RNA. Its product is annotated as fibropellin-1-like. The transcript is spliced from 8 exons. Lineage: Eukaryota; Metazoa; Mollusca; Bivalvia; Ostreida; Ostreidae. The record is from RefSeq and is a predicted model, not a curated record. Gene Ontology annotation, molecular function: calcium ion binding. Bases 1 to 918 code for a protein of 305 amino acids.